AUGGCUAGCUCAACAGCAACAAUCACCGCCAACCCGGCUGUCCAGUUGCCCCAUGACUCCGGGAGCAUCCCGGUGAAUGGAGCACCCUCCAAGCCCGCCCAUUCGACCUCCGGCAACCCUGUUCUCUCGUUAACCGGAGCCGCCUCUCCCGAGGCGAAAGCCGGGGUAGCCUCCCCCGAGACGAAAGCCACGCGCGUGAGAGGUACCGACAGCGGCAGAAGAAAAAGGCGCGUGAAAACGGAGGACACCGUUCCCGGCCCGACUGUCGAGGACGAGAUUCAGCAUGUGCCUGAACUAGAAGAUGAGAUUUACAGGCUUGUGGAGAGGGGGAGGCUCGCAAACAACAAAUACAACCAGGAGAGGAAUAAGUCGAAGAAAGAGCUGGCCGAUGCAUUGGAGAAGCUGGCCGCUGUGGAGACCGCCCGGGAGGAUCUGGAGAAAAAGCUGGUGUCUUCCAAGGCGGAGGCCCGGGGUCUAAUCGAGGCGAAGCAGAAUUUGGACAAGGAGUUGGCCGCCGCGAAGCAAGACGCAGCUUCCACCGCGGACGCUCGAAAGAAGUUGGGAGAUGAGCUCGCUGAAUGCAAAGCAGUCCUUGGGUUUUCCACGGCGGCCAAAUCCAAGCUUCAAAAGGCGAACGAAAAGCUCGGAAAGGAACUGGAUGCCGUGAAGACUGAGUUGGCUGGACUGGAGAACACAAGGGAAAAACUGGAGAAGGAUUUGGCGGCUGCCAACAAGGGCGCCCAGGAUUUGGGCAACACCAGGGCCGAGAUGGAGAAGGAAUUGGCGACAGCAAAGGGCCAAGCGGCCGCAAUUACCGAGGCUAAGGGCAAAGUGGAGGCGGACCUAGCUGCCACCAAGGCUGAACUGGCCCGGGUCGGGGACGCAAAGGAGAAGCUGCAGAGAGAACUAGGUGAGAAGCUUAUCCGGGCUCUACAGGCCAAGGCCGAGGUGGACAUACAACUCAGCGCAGCCAUGAACGACAAAGCCAGAUCCGACAGGGAAUUAAGCCUUCUGAUAGAGUCCAAGGCUCGGACGGAGGAGGAACUGGGCGACCUCAGGGCCGACAACGCUGGGCUCGUGGCAGACCUGAAAGUGGCGGACGCAGACUGCGAUGCACUCGAGAAACAGGUCGGGGAUCUCAAACGAGAGAAGAAGGCCCUGAUGGGCAAGUUGGCAGCAAGGGAACGGGUGGUGCAAAAAGCCUAUGAAAUGCUUGAGCGUGGCAAUAGGCGUUUCAGCGAAGAUGCUUGA
This is a messenger RNA of Chaetomium globosum CBS 148.51, 1251 nucleotides long. RefSeq lists its product as uncharacterized. The record is from RefSeq and is a predicted model, not a curated record. Lineage: Eukaryota; Fungi; Ascomycota; Sordariomycetes; Sordariales; Chaetomiaceae. The transcript has a single exon. The coding region runs from base 1 to 1251 and encodes 416 amino acids.